GUCACUGCUCAGCUAGGGCGGCCAUCUUGGCUGCGUCCGGACUCGCUCCCGCUCCCGGGGCCUGCUCCUUUUCCUCGCAGCGCAAAGCGGUGGAAAGGGAGAAGACGAAGGGCCCGCCAGGGCGGUGCUGAUGCGCGCAGAGCCUCCUCGCACCUCUCCCAGGCGCCGCUAGCAAAGGGGGCGGGGGUGGUCGAGCGGUCACCGGCGCGGCCUCUUCUCUCCUCUGCCGGGAUGGGUCGGUCCCGCAGCCGGAGCUCGUCCCGCUCCAAGCACACCAAGAGCUCCAAGCACAACAAGAAGAACCGGAGCCGAUCGCGGUCCCGAUCUCGAGAAAAGGAGCGGGCAAGGAAGCGCUCCAAGUCCCGGGAGAGCAAGCGGAACCGGCGCCGGGAGUCCCGCUCACGCUCGCGCUCUAAUACGGCCCCCUCCUCCCGGCGCGACCGGGACCGGGACCGCGACCGCGCCUCCUCCCCCCCCGACCGUAUCGACAUCUUCGGGCGCACGGUGAGCAAGCGCAGCAGCCUGGACGAAAAACAGAAGCGGGAGGAGGAGGAGAAAAAAGCGGAGUUCGAGCGGCAGCGGAAAAUUCGUCAACAAGAAAUUGAAGAGAAACUCAUAGAGGAAGAAACUGCUCGAAGGGUGGAAGAACUUGUAGCUAAACGCGUAGAAGAAGAGUUGGAGAAAAGAAAGGAUGAGAUUGAGCGAGAGGUUCUCCGCAGGGUGGAGGAGGCUAAGCGCAUCAUGGAAAAACAGUUGCUCGAAGAACUCGAGCGACAGCGACAAGCUGAACUUGCAGCACAAAAAGCCAGAGAGGAAGAAGAGCGUGCAAAGCGUGAGGAACUAGAGCGAAUACUAGAAGAGAAUAAUCGAAAAAUUGCAGAAGCACAAGCUAAACUGGCUGAAGAACAAUUGAAAAUUGUUGAAGAACAAAGAAAGAUUCAUGAGGAGAGGAUGAAACUAGAACAAGAGAGACAGCGUCAGCAAAAGGAAGAGCAAAAAAUUAUCCUGGGCAAAGGAAAGUCUAGGCCAAAACUGUCCUUCUCCCUAAAAAGCCAGGAUUAAAUUUCAACUCUGAACUCUUAAAAGUAAAAAAGAAACAAACAAAAACAACAACAAAAAAAAAAGGAAAACAAACAAAAACUUUGUAUGGUAGCUUCAUGUUGAAGUGUUUUUUGGUUUUUUUUUUUUCUUUCUCUCAAAUUUUUUUUUGUCUUUUUUGAAAGUUGGAAAGUUAGCUUGUUCUAAUAGGGGCUGUGCUCUGCAAUUCUUUUUUUUUUUAAACUUCCAUUAAGUUAAACCCUUAUCAGAUCAUCGUUGCCUUUUAGAGGAUAAUCUGUUUUCAUCAAUUUUGUUUUUGUGUUGGUGGUCUGAAGCAACUCAUGUCACUUUAUGAACUGUGGAUGAUCUGAUAAGGUUUUACUGACCUACUCAUCAGAGUUUGACUCUGAUAAUUGACAGAACUUUUUACUGGGUAUUGCUGACUUUUAAUGUUUUUAUUUUAAAGUCAGUAAAUACAUGAGUAAAUUGCCAUAGUAUUACUGGACCUCUGUGGUUUAUUGUUAAAUCAGUGUCCUAUGAUACUGUCCCAUUGUUGCGCUUGAUGUUCCUGAUACAGGUAAGGAAAUAGUUUGUCAUUUCUGCUAUGAAUACAUAGAGAGAGUUCAGUAUUGUCUCUGUUAGAUUUGUUUUUAUUACAUUGACAGCAUUCAACCAGCGUUCCCCAUUGUGUAAAUAAACCAAUUUGCUGAAUAAAGUGAAAGUCUUAAAUUCA
Molecule: messenger RNA, 1771 nt
Organism: Serinus canaria (Common canary)
Lineage: Eukaryota; Metazoa; Chordata; Aves; Passeriformes; Fringillidae
Gene: ARGLU1
Product: arginine and glutamate rich 1
Exons: 4
Coding region: 232-1062 (276 amino acids)
Cellular component (GO): mitochondrion; nucleoplasm
Molecular function (GO): cadherin binding
Source: RefSeq, a predicted model, not a curated record